This is a messenger RNA of Exophiala dermatitidis NIH/UT8656, 1059 nucleotides long. Its product is annotated as deoxyhypusine synthase. Gene Ontology annotation, cellular component: cytoplasm. NCBI's taxonomy places the organism in Eukaryota, Fungi, Ascomycota, Eurotiomycetes, Chaetothyriales, Herpotrichiellaceae. The transcript is spliced from 3 exons. The record is from RefSeq and is a predicted model, not a curated record. Gene Ontology annotation, biological process: peptidyl-hypusine biosynthetic process. The coding region runs from base 1 to 1059 and encodes 352 amino acids. Gene Ontology annotation, molecular function: deoxyhypusine synthase activity.
AUGGCCGCUGCACCGCCUGCAAAAGCCACCGAGGCUGUCUUGGUCCCUUCGGAGCCUGUUCCACAGGGAUCCCAGCAGGUCAAGGGCAUCGACUGGCAGUCCCUCCCGGCCGAACAAAGGAAUAUUAUCUCGAACUUCGUCGACCAGCUAACGGGACAAGGGUUCCAGUCGAGUUCGCUUGGAGAUGCGAUACGUAUCAUCAAUGACAUGCGAUCAUGGCAAGAUGCCGAAACGGGGGAGAAAACGACCAUCUUCUUGGGUUACACUUCCAACAUGAUUUCUUCAGGCUUGCGGGACACAUUUCGAUAUCUCGUACAACACCGCCACGUGUCAGCCAUCGUGACGACUGCGGGCGGUGUCGAGGAAGACUUUAUCAAGUGUUUGGCUCCCACAUAUCUGGGUUCUUUCUCCACAUCGGGCGCUGCCUUGCGAGCAAAGGGGCUGAAUCGAAUCGGCAACCUGGUCGUGCCUAACAACAAUUACUGUGCUUUUGAGGAUUGGCUCAUCCCCAUCCUUGACAAACUAUUGGCAGAGCAGGAGGCAGAGUUUAAGGGCACGGGCGAUCGGUUCCUCUGGACUCCAAGUAAGAUCAUUCAUCGACUGGGCAAAGAAAUUAACGAUGAAUCCUCGGUGUAUUACUGGGCAUACAAGAACGACAUUCCUGUCUUCUGUCCCGCUUUAACGGACGGAAGUCUUGGGGACAUGAUAUAUUUUCAUUCCUUCAAAGUCUCGCCACUUCAGCUAGGCAUCGACAUUGCACAGGACAUCCGAAAAAUUAAUACAAUCGCGGUACGGGCGAAAAGGGCGGGAAUGAUCAUUCUCGGCGGGGGGGUGGUAAAGCAUCACAUUGCUAAUGCGUGCCUCAUGCGGAAUGGUGCUGAAAGUGCGGUGUACAUCAACACCGCACAGGAAUUCGAUGGGAGUGAUGCUGGCGCUAGGCCAGAUGAAGCCGUCAGCUGGGGCAAGAUCAAAGCAGAUGGCGAUAGUGUCAAGGUCUAUGUUGAGGCUACCAUAGCCUUUCCCUUGAUUGUAGCCGGCACUUUUGCUAAAGCAGCAUGA